Prunus persica (peach) is the source of this 2001-nucleotide messenger RNA. RefSeq names its product transcription factor MYB46. The record is from RefSeq and is a predicted model, not a curated record. The coding region runs from base 485 to 1501 and encodes 338 amino acids. Lineage: Eukaryota; Viridiplantae; Streptophyta; Magnoliopsida; Rosales; Rosaceae. The transcript is spliced from 2 exons.
UCAAUAAAAGAAAAGGAAAAGGAAAGAACUUUAUAUUUAUAUUUAUUUCAUGCUCUAUAUGAUUCAUAUAAUAUGAUCAUUACCUUGAGAAUGAAGAAAAUAGGUAUAGAAAACAAACAAAGGUCAUGGAGUCAAAGACAAGACGACCAACUAUCUCUCUCAUAGCAGGUCCCUCUCCAAACCGUUUUCUACUCAGACCCAUCAACCAACCUCUCUCUCACACAUACACACACACACUCUCUCUCUCUCUCUUCCCUAUAUUGUAAGCAAACCCCACAACCAUCUCCAUCAUCAUCACCAUCAUCAUUCCCCCCAUAUGAAGCCUUCUGUCUCUCUUUUUUCUCUAUAAAGUCAUCACAGAUUUACAUCAAACCAGUUGGGAGAGAAUAAGACAUCAAAAAUAUUAAUUGGCUCAUCAGAGAAGCCAACCUCGCUUUCUCUCUCUCUCUCUCUCUCUCUCUCUCUCUCUCUCUCUCUCAUCACAAUGAGGAAGCCAGAUCCCUCACCAGCAGCAGCAGCAGCAAAGAACAACAACAAUAAUUCCAACAAUACCAGUAAGCUGAGAAAGGGUUUGUGGUCACCAGAAGAGGAUGACAAGCUGAUGAGCUACAUGAUCAACAAUGGCCAAGGCUGCUGGAGCGAUGUAGCCAGAAAUGCUGGCCUGCAGAGGUGUGGCAAGAGUUGCAGGCUGCGUUGGAUCAACUACCUGCGGCCUGACCUGAAACGAGGCGCCUUUUCCCCCCAAGAAGAAGAACUCAUCAUCCAUUUACAUUCUCUCCUUGGAAACAGGUGGUCGCAAAUUGCAGCACGCUUGCCAGGGAGAACUGACAAUGAAAUAAAGAACUUCUGGAAUUCAACAAUAAAGAAAAGGCUAAAGAAUUUGUCAUCCUCUAAUGCCUCGCCAAACACAAGCGAUUCAUCCUCGGAGCCUAAAGAUCAUCAUGCUAUGCUGGCCGGAGGCUUCAUUCCUGGGCAAGAACAUGGCAUGAUGCCUCUUUACAUGGAUUCAUCACCGUCGUUGAUGCAGUCUACGGUCCUCAACCACAUGUUCGAUCCGUUGCCUAUGCUCGAUCACGCCGGCCUAACCUUGCCCGGCGGUGCAGGUGGAUACUACAAUGCCACCCAAUGCACCACACAAAUCAAUGGAGUUGGAGGUGAUUGCUGUUUUGGAGACAAUGGAGUGUUUGAGGUUGGUGGGGGUGUUGAUAUUGGGGUAGAAGGAGAGAUAUUUGUUCCUGCCCUAGAGUGUGUGAGCACUGAAGAUCAGAAUCUUAAAACUGAACCCAUCUAUGAUCAUAGGAACACCACCAAUAACAAUUACUACAAUAAUAUAAAUAGUAUCACCAACACUAAUUACAAUAAUAAUAUUAAAGUUGAGAAUAUUGGGGUGGGAAAUUACUAUGAUGACCAGGAAGAGCUAACAAUGGGGGAGUGGGACUUGGAGGAUCUGAUGAAGGAUGUUUCCUCUGCCUCCUUUCCUUUUCUUGACUAUCAAAGUUGAUGAAUCGUUGCCUUCCAAUAUUUUCCAACGAUAUUUUUUAUUUUCUUUCUCUUUUUUCUUCACAUACUUCUUGAUUUCUUUUUCAUUUUUCAAACAUUUGAGAUCCUCCUUUCGUUCCAGAAGACUUCCUAGUCAUAGAAUCAAGUAAAAAAACAGUGUUUUCUUUCUACUUGUAUUACAACAAGAUGAAGUGGUGGGAAUGGGGCUGAAAUAAAGGUCACCCUUGCGUAUAUAUAAAGUGACCAGCUGGGGCAGUUUUGUAUGGCGCUGAGAAGCUUCAAUGGUGUCAUACUUGUGAAGGAAGAUGUGAAUAGCUACAUAAAGGUAGGGAGAGAGAUACAUGAAGAUUAAUUAAUAAUAAUUAGUUGGUAUAUAACAGAUAUGAAUUGUAGUUAUUAUGAGAUAUGUACAAAAAGAAUGGCUGGUGGAAUUUUGUUUUCAGUGGGAGAUAAGUAGGUUGUACUACACAUUUGAUAUAAUAGACUUCUGUCCUCUCUCUC